Postia placenta MAD-698-R-SB12 is the source of this 519-nucleotide messenger RNA. RefSeq lists its product as hypothetical. The transcript is spliced from 2 exons. The record is from RefSeq and is a predicted model, not a curated record. Bases 56 to 472 code for a protein of 138 amino acids. Lineage: Eukaryota; Fungi; Basidiomycota; Agaricomycetes; Polyporales; Adustoporiaceae.
CAAUCCUAUCGCUCGCAUCGAGAGCGUGACGAGCCAAUCCCCAUCCGCUACCUCGAUGCCCCUUCCCGCUCUUCGCGUGCGACGACGGGCGACGACCCGGACCAUCGCAUGGACGGCGCACCCCUGCCCGGUCGCCCGCACUCGCAGUCGCUCCCACAGCAUCCGCAGCACAUGGGUGCGUCGCGUUCGCGCAACCGCUCGCAAUCACCGCACCGCGGUGAUCGCGACUACCAUCACCUUCCUGUUCCCCACCAUUCUCAUUCCCACUCCCACUCCCGCUCCCGCGGUUCAUCAGCUGUGGGUGGGCAUCCGUCACACGGGCAGCUGCAUCCGUCUGCAAGCGCAUCUGGGCCCGGAGUGUCGCCUCCAGGGAGCACGGGCGUAUCGCCGAUCCCUGGACAUGGCACGGGCCCGCUUGCUGCGCCGGGACAAGUGCAGACCUACCAGACGCACAUCUUUGCGCCGCCGGUAACUGGGGCGCCGGUAAAGAAGAGCAAGACACUGACGGGACAAGGGAGC